AUGAGAAGCAUUGGAUUGCCAACAGCACUAGUGCCGCAUGAGCCUUCACGAUGUGGAGUGAGUCGAGUUGUCACGUUGAUGGUGACCAUCUACACACUCAUUGAAACUUCUCUGGGUCUGGCAUGGAGGGAUCGACAGGUAAAGAACAGCUGCGAAAAUAAAACACAUUUAGACAAAAGACUGGAUUUUCGCACCAAAACUACUUUAGUUAGCUGACUCGAUUUUGAUACUUCAACUGAUCCUUUAAGGCUGUUCAAUACCGUAACAUGUGGGGGAAACAUUAUGUGAUCCCUUUGUACUGCACACAAUUUCACAUAUUCUAAUUGCAGUGUCCCCAGGACUUUAGGAUUUAUUGAUAGUAGAUACGACGCUGUGAGACCAGCUCUACAAUUUCAUUGCAGGAUAUAAAUUAUUUAGGGGUUCAGCCCCUUUCCCAUCCUCCAUCCUUGCACAUGUGAUAUAAGAGAAUCCCUUACACAUGAUAUAGCAGAAUUUAGUUACAGAUACCAGCAAUGUUAGCACCGCUUACCUCUUUAAAUUAACCCUUUCGGUGCCAAACAUAAGGGAAGGAUUUUAAACUGUCUUUGUGUCAAACAUACACCUCUCUAAGAUGGCAAAGGAGUAAGAAAUAAAGUUUGCAUUACCAGAUGAGGAUAUCCAACAUUCUUAGUGCUGGCUAAAUUUGCUGUGCCAUAUUUAUGUAUUUAUUUAAUAUUUCUUAUCCAAUAAUGCAUCCUGCACUGUGAUUGUGCACACUUACAAUCUUACCAAUUCUGAACCAGUUGUGGUUUUUUUUUUUUUUUUAUCUAUUCAGUGAAAACUCUUUCUUUUAUUUUCUUUUUUAAGGAAGAAUACACCCACCAGGUGAACAACUGCCAGUAAAAAGCCAAUUCAGGACAAUUUUGUAAUCACAAAAGAAAAACGGAUUGACCCGAGGGCAAAUCAGCAUAAAAUUGUCCCUACUACAAUUCAGUCGUUGUUGAUCUAAUUACUGCAAGCUCUUUAACAAAAAAGAAACCAAAUUAAAACUGCUCAUUGUGCUGGGUAUAUUUAGCAUUCAGUUAAAAGAUUAAUUAGAAUUGAAUUUUACUAGAGGACAAUUUAAUGCUGAUUUGCACUAAAUGGAUCCUUUUUUCUUUUUCUUUGAAAUUCAAUUUGAAUUCCCCACAAUUCACACUUUAAGGGGUGGAAAAAAACCUAAUUGUUGAAUAGUAAAUAACCCUUUUUAUAUCUUUCUAAUGCUUUGGUGUCCUAGUUUCAGCUUAGGUUAGGAUCACUCCCCCAUGUUUUCAGUAAAAACCUUUUUCUUUUCUCUAGCGCCAAAACUCCUUCUGGGCUGCAGUUUGCGCGACAACCCGUGAUGUAUUUUAAUCCAAUGCUCCCCGAAGAGGGCGUGCAUCCAAAUGCUUUUCAUUGCAAAGCAUUGACUUUAAGUCUUUCCUAUGAUCUGCAAUCAUGGGUUGUAGAGGAAGCGCCUAUAGUGGCAGCCUGGGAGACAGCCACUAGAUGUGUGUUAAAUCCUGCGUUGUAAACAUGCAGGGUCAACACUACAGGACCACUACACCCAGACCACUUUAUUGAGCUGAAAUAGUGUGGGUGACUUUAGUGGUCCUGUAAGAGGGCCAACACACUUUCAUUUGUUCUCUCCAUGGUUGUGAUGGUAGAAAGAUAUAUAAAGACCUUGGUCAACACAGUUCUAUUCUAUGAUGGCUUUACCAAUAACUUCCUUAAUACAUGGUUUCUCCGUUUUUGUCCAUAUGGUUAUGUCUACUGUGUAUAUUUUUGUUCUGCAUACCUCCUGGGGUAGUCGGGACUGAGUAGAUGGGCCCUGGGGAAGCAUCGCCAGUAAUGCGAUUUACGUCCUUAAUGGGCAGGUACACACGGAAAAGCAGCCUGCCGACCAUUAACAAGCUGCCUGGCCGGCACCCAUCCUUCAGUACCAUGCAGGGAGAGCUAAUACUCAUUCCUGGGCUGCCAUACAGUCUCAAAGGCAAUAUAGGCCCAGCAAACCAAUCUGGCAAAUUUCAGUGUGUAAAAGCUGAAAUGGGCAAGCUCUUUAUAGUCAAAUUCCAGGUUUUGUUUUGGUCAGAGCCUGUAUAAUUGCCUCCGUCCUUAACGGGUUAAAAGGCAAGAACAAUUAAAAUGAAUAAAUACAAUUAGUAUAUCCAUUCACAUUUUAAUUUAUUCACUGAAUUUUAGUAAACUUUAACACAAAUUGCAACAUUUACACUAAAAUAGCUGUAGCUGAAUGUGAGAAUUUCUCUAAAUUAGCUCUUUACAAAUACAUUUUGAAAUAUUGUUUUCAAUUCACUACAGUUUUGUCAAGAUUAGCCAUUAAAGUGUAAAUAUUUGAAAAUUCUAAAUGAAUUUAAAAUUUAGGCCAAAACAACUAAAUUCAAAGUCUUUUAUGUUUAGCUUUAUUGGCCGAAAUUUGGAAUUUCACACUUCAUACCUCUUAGAAAAAAUUUUUUUUUAUUUGUUACUAAACAUCAGUGAACUGGAUUCUGACGUGCAAACAUUAGAGAUUCUGACGUGCAAACAUUAGAGAAAACAUUAGAGAAAAGGUAAGUUGGAGAAUUACUCAGAAUAAACACUUUAUUAUGACUUAAGUUUGCAAAUGGAAUUUCAAUUCACUAAAGCAUGAUAUUUACUGAAUAAAUUCAACAUUGCAUACGUGUUAUGGCUACCAUUUAUUAUAACAGAGCUGAAUUUCGCUGCAAUGUAGGAGCCAGGACCACCGAAAGCACCAUCACUACUAAUUGUUCUAGUACCCUCCCAGAGUAAUUUGUAAACUGCUUAAAGGGACACUGUAUGCACCCAAAAACAGAAAUUUUGAUUCAGCUUGGCAGAAUUUUGCUACCGGGAAACUGAUUGCAGAAGCGAAUCAGAUGAACCAAAGCCACCAGAGGUGUUUCUGCGACGCUGGCUGCGAAAAUCGCAUUCAGCGUGCAGAACGUCCAUAGGAAAGCAUUGAGAAAUGCUUUCCUAUUGACUGUUUGAAUGCGCGCGGCUCUUGCUGACGUCGGGAGCUGACGUCGGCAUUGGAGGAGAGGUCACCAGCGCCGAAGGAGCCCAGCGCUGGAUUAAACUGAAGGGGUUUUAAACUGGUUCAUGAUAUGGGCAUCUUUUUACUCAGAGUAUGGAAAUGCAACUGAGUAUGCCAAAUUCUGACAAAUAGCAGUUUAAACUGGAACUAAUCUCCAAGUAUUUCAUUUAAACCCCCUUUACCCCAUUGUUCAGCAAUUAUUCACAGAUACUACACUAUAUGUAAACAAAUGUACACAAAUGUUCGCACACACACAAUCCUUCAUAUACAGUCAAAUACAUUAAUUUACAGACACAUGGUCAUUUACUAAGGUGAGAAUUUAAAGUGAAUUCAAAUCAAAUUUACAUUUACAUAACAAAAAGUUACUUGUGUUUUAAAUUUGGCCCCUCGGGCCUUACAUUUGAAAUUCAGUUUAAAUUCUAACUUCAGUGAUUAGCCUUCAGAGUUAGUUUUUUCAUUUCAAGAUUUGCUUUUAACUUUGUAAUCUGGUUUACAGCUCAUCGAUAAAUGAAUAAAGCUCAUAAUAUCUCACCUUUUGUCCUAGAUUCAAGUGUCCAACUGUAGUGCGGAUUAAUCUAGUUACGUUAAUUACAAUCUGGUAUCAAAGUACCAAAAUGUAGUACAGCUUAAUAUGUUUUUGCAUUGAAUCAGUUAGCCAUCCUGUUUAUAUUUCAUUGGUUUUUUUUUUUUUUAGUGGGUGCUAAAUCUGCAAAGGCCCAAUUAUUAAGUGAGUGGACUACAAUUCCCAUUAUGCUUGUUUGUCCACCAUCUAGGUCCAGUUUGAAAUAGCUAAUUAAUUAGUCAAAUAUUAUCGUUUAUCUUUAGCGAAUAAUAUUUAUCGCUCUAUGAAACUUCUGAAGUCUGCAUUAUGAGUAUUUUGUUGGUCAUUAAAUAUAGUUGUAUUACGUUUCAGCUUGUUUGAUAAAACAAAAUAACCCUUAUGAUUGUUCAGUCUGUAAAAAAUAUUUUCCUUUUUAGCCCCUAACCUCCCCUCCCUACCCCCUCCCCCCCAAAUCAGUGCAUUAUAUUUCAUCAUUUACAAGGAGAGGUCAUAUAAAAAUACACUAUAAACAGAUAUAAAAUGUGUUCCGAUGAUGUGUUUGCUUGUGUUCACUGCGAGACAGAAUCCUUUUGAUUAUUUUUUUUUUAUACAUUUGUCCAAUGUGGACAUAUUUAUCCUUAAUCUUGUCUUGGCCAAGUCAUUGUUCAUUAAUUAGGAACUGAUUCCUUCUCUUUUCAAAACAUUAAAAUCCCUUUAUUUAUUUACUAAUUCCUCUACUUUCUGACUAUUUUAACCCCCCCCCCAACUCCAAAUAAAAAUAAUAAUUGUGUUUUACAAUAGAAAGCAGUAUAUUAUAUUUCAUAAUUUACAAAGAAAGGCCAUGUCAAAUACACUAUAAACAGUUAUUAAAUGUGUUCCAGUGAUAUAUUUGCUUUUAUAUUCCUUGGCUCUUACUGGUGGUAAUCUAUUACACUAUUCCAUUUUGGGGCAGAAUCCUUUCUAUUAUGUUUUUAUAAAUAGAUUGUGUCCAGUGUGGACAUGGUUAUCCAUAAUCUUAUCUUGGCCAAGCCAUUGUUAGGCACUGAAUCCUUCCCCUUUAAUAACAUUCAAAUUCCUAUAGCUCAACUUUUUGGCCACCUCUGUUGUUAUGAUAAGGACAGGAACUGGUGGAUCAAGGAGCGCCCUCUUGCGACCAAUCACGUAAGUGCUGACCAUCCAGAGGGAGUGGUUUUGUCCCUAUUGAUGGUCUGAGAGGCGAUAUAAUGCGAGGAAUCCAGGAGACAGCAGAACGUUCAGCAUCAGUACAGAUCAGUACAGUCAGUGCAUCCUGCUACAGUUACAGACUCAGGAAAACAGGGAGACCUUCCGCAGCGUUCCACUCCCACCUGAUACAUUGUAACCCGCUCUAUCCACCGAUUCUCCCCCAAGACUUCCCAAUGCAGGCUGGAACUACAACAUCGCUCAGACUCGCUGCCUCUUGGUAAAUCCCGAUGCACACGGGAGAAAUCGCUCCUGCUGCCGCUCCCAGUGUGAUGGUUUUUAGGAGACCCAGGGCAUUACAGUUACAAUGGGAAAUAAACAAACAAUUUUUACAGAUGAACAGCUAGAUGCCUAUCAGGUAAGGAGCCAGCAGUAUACUAUCAGUGACUGUACAUGGCCUUAUUAGGGAUCCCGUGCAAUGCUUUGACUACUUACAUAUAGUGGUACAAAUAUUAUAUUAUAUAACAUCUAUACACAUACAUGAUCAUUCAACAUCAGUGUGUAUGUAUUCAUUCAUAUAUGUAUUUUCUUUUUCUAUGAGUAUAUGUGAAUUUAAAUGCAACACACACUUACAUGUACACAGACAGAGACAUUUAAAUCUAGCUACAAUUGCUUGCAUCAAACUACAUAGGUACAUACACUAAAAUUCUCAUUAUAUCCCAUAAUUAUUCAAAGUUAUAGAGGACAUGUGUCCUUUUGUUCAUGUGUUUAGAUAUGAAUGUCCAUAGAUUGCUACAUGCAGAAUGUGGAUAGUUGAUUAGAUACACUUAUCUACAUAGGGGUAAGUUACACAAGGGAUGGGGGUGGGUUUAUAUAAUUGGCUGAUUGUACCCAAACUCCUACCAGAUAUAAAGUAAGUCCAUUAAAUUGCAACAGUGACAGGAAAUUAUACUCUAGCUCAGUGACACAAUCUCUGCUCAUUAAUUCUUUUUUAAUGAUCUGCCCAAGCUAUAAUGUAAAUGACUCUUUGUGGUUGUGGUGACAGAGAGGUUAGAGAGUGGGCCUAGUGCCAGGUGAUGUGAUCUAGGGACAGGUGCUGUGGGUAGCAAGACAUUGAUAUUGCUGCUAUGGCUGGGGGAUGGAGGCCAGGGAUGUGUGCUGGAGGGACAUGAGUGGGGGUUGGAGCUUUGAGAUCAAAGCUGUGAUUCAGGCAUGGCUGCAGUUAAUAAUCAUUUUUCUGGUUAAGGUUAGUGGAUGGCUCUUCUCGGAAAGCAGGGAUGGAUGCUAUGUGGUGCUGUAGUCCAGGGAAGGUCACUGUUUGGAUAUGGGUUGCAGAGUGGAUGUUAAAUAUAUAGGAGAAAGUGAAUUCUUUGCAGUAGAACUAAACUCAUGGCAUUAGGUUUUAUUGUCUGAUCUAGCCGAUUACAGGCAAGGCAUUGUAGGAAUAUUUCAUGUUGACAAGGAUGAUUGGGUAGGCCAGAAGUACUUGCUGUUAUUUAGGACUUAGUUUAGGAAGGAUGGAGAGGUUGUUGGUACAUAGAUUCAAUGAAUUGUUCUGCUAGUUAGAAGUUGAGGAGUUGGGUGCAGAGACCUAGACAGUGGGGUUGGUAAGGGAUGAUCUAAGGACAAGGUAGGGGUUGAAUAAUUUUGUAAUAGGCCCGAGGUUGUGCUAAAGGGGAUUUAUUUAAAGGGACAUAUGGGAGCAAUGCUUAGGGAUAGUGGCUACUGUAACUGUUUGUGACGCUUUAUACAUAUUACUAACAUUUAUAUGUUUAGUUCAUAGCAAAUACAAGGCCUUUUUCUUCUUAUAGAACUUAUUUUCUAUAAGCAUUUACUCACUAAACACCAAAUCAAGUUGAAUGGGAAAAUUAAAUUGAAAAGAUAAAAUAGCAAGCUUUGACUAUAUUUGAAUUUUUAUUUAUAUAUACAAGCCAUUUUAGCCGGGUUUUGCGAUCCCAUUUUUACUACAAUUCAGUAUUUAUUGAAUAAGCCCCUUUAUGUUUGUUCAGGAUUUGUGUUUGUGUUAUGAUGAUACACAGGCAGUUCUUCCUGUUUUAAAUUGACCCCUUAAACGGAGCAUCAAUGCUUCUGCCAUCAUGGGAGCCUCAAAGCUUCCCAAAGGUUAAACUGUUUAGAAUAAAGCAUUUAUAAACCUGGGUUCUGAGGAAGCAGUUAAGAUUACUGAAUAACAUUGUAAUAAUCUGUGAAUUAGUCCAUUUCAGACUGUAAUGGCUCACAAUUAUUAACAUUAUCAUAGAAUUAGGCGAUAACGUGGGUUCUAAUUUAUAGUCUAAAAAGAAUUGCACAUAUGAACAAAUGCCUUAACAACACAGGAUGUAGCAAUCAUUAAAAUAAUAAAUAUUGUCACAUGCAUCUUGGCCAAAAUAUAUACAGACACAAACACAUCUAUGGCUAAAAUAUAAUAUGUGCAACUAUUUCCAAAAAAGCCCAAACCAAUCAGGACUUGACUGUAUUGCAGUGCAGUGCUACUUAUCUUACAUAAUUUGUGGCCACGUGGGCUGUCUCAGGAAACAUGCGUGAAUUCCUGGAGGUCCAGGGUAUCAAAUAGGAUCUGUCUCUGAGGUAGAUGGAGCGUGGAGCCUAAUUACUGAGAUGCAGUUAAUGCACAGGUCGCUGUGUGUCUGAGAAGUCAUUCUGCAUUGUCACGUACACAGUGCCACCCUAUCCUGGCUUCUAACACAGGCCUAAAUAAUUCAUUUUAAAGACGCCGGAGAAUAAUCCUGGAACUUUACACUGUACUAAAAUAUUCCCACAACCUUGAGAAGGGGCCCCCACCCCUUCAACCCUUGACUAACUAGCUCUUUAAAUAGGCCUACUCCUUAAUUCGUGACUGGAACUAUGUUUACUAUUUUCAAAAGAAAAACUAAUUUGCCACCUUUGUAGUUUUAAUAAAACUGAACACGAUAUUGUUAAUUAGUGCUUAUCAUGGUAGCUGAGGGAUUUGAUUUUCUAUUUAAAAGAUCAGUUUAAUCACCAUUGCAUCUUUGCAUGACUACCAAUGUGGUAGAGCAGUAAGUACCCUGCAUUCACUCUCCCUCCUGACAGUGGCUUCUAACUGCAGUAAUGUAUUCUAAUCUGUGCAGUUAGCAGGUUUCUCCCUGGCUGAGACACCGUAAGGAUAAAUGUUCAAUUUCUCCUUUGCUUUGUCAGUUAUAUCCACCUUGUGCUAUCUGUGAGGGCGAGUAGCUUGCUUUAUUUAUUUGCAUAUGCUAAAGUGGCAAUGGAGCCAUUUGUGUGCCCCUCCCCUUGUAAUUUAUUUAUUUAUAAAAUAUUUUACCAGGAAAGAUACAUUGAGAUUUCUCUCGUUUCCAAUUAUGCCCUGGGUCCACAAAACAUUGCAUUGUUACAAUAGCAUACAAUAUUAAAAAAAUUCAAUAUACAAAAUAUAUAUAUAUAUAUAUAUAUAUAUAUAUAUAUACACACACACAUAUAAAUUUAAUACAUAACAUGUAAUAAAUAUAUUCAACCAUGACAGGUGUAUUCUGUGCUGAGGUAUAUUGCCAUAGAUCUCUUAAAAGAUUUUAGAUUGAAUAAAGAUUUGACUGUGUCCCUGAGGUUAUUCCAUAAUUGCAGUGCUCUGUAGGAAAAGGAGGAUCGAGACACUUUAUUUUUGUAUUGCAGUAUGCUUAUUAUAUCGUGCUAGUACUGGGGCGGAGGUUAUAGGAGGUGGGAACAGCUGGGGUAGCAUUCUACUCAGGUAGGGUGGGAACGUCCCAUAAAUGCUCUUAUGCACAAGGCUGGAAAGAUGAAGAGUGUGUCGGAAUUCCAGUUUAGCUCUUUUAACAUGUCACAGUGGUGGGUAAAGUAAUUACAUUCUAGUACCAAGUGGCAGAAAAAAUUAUAUAACGUAUUAAGUUUAUUAAGGUGGAUUUGCGGUGCAAGUGCAUACACUGUGUUGCACUAUCUGUAAUGAUUUGACUUCUUAUCUAAGGUCUGACUGGCUCCAUUUCCUGUCUCCACUGCAUUUUUCUUCAGGCCCAAGUAAGAAGUCAAACCGUUACUAAAUGGUUUUGACUACUUACACUGUUGGGAUGCCAUGACACUCCCAGCACCAUAACCACUGCAGGGUGUUCUAGUGGUUAUGGUGCUUGGAGUGUUCACUUACCAUAGCAUACUCAUAGUUGAUUUGUCAACCACAAGAGGAGGCAAGUGAAGAACACAAGCAAUUUAAAUGUGUACUGGUACCGAUAUUUCUGAAAGCAGCCCUGCGCCUUUAAUUGGAGAUAUUAAAGGGAACAUGUAUCAAAUUAUUGUGUGGUAAAAAUAAUGCAAAGUUGAGUAAUCACCCGUGGAAUGUUCGAGGUGAUCUAUUGGUUUGGAUAAUUACUGCCCCUCUUUUAAAACUUUGUACCACUUUUCAUCAAUUAAUAUUUAAAUAAUAUAACUCCCCCUUGUCCUUGGAUGUAUUGGAUGAAUGGUAAAGAUUAAUAAUGAUGUACUUUGAAAAUAUUUCUAAUUCUGAUUGCUGCCUUGUAAAUAUGGGGUGAUGGUCAAGCACUCCUUGUUGAAUUGUCUAUCAAUAGGACUUUGGAAUGUUCUAGAAUCAGCUGCCUCUGAAGGAAAUACAGUUGGCUAAUCAAUCGAUCUACCUAUAGGUUGCACUCUAUGAAGAGAAUAACAAAUGUAUUGUUCCUUGGUAUUAUACAAAUUAAUGUUUCUAUCUUCUAAAUACUUGAAGAAGGCUUAUGGUAGGUUUCUGAAAAAAACCUGGAUAAAAUAUCAGUAUUAUGCCAGCAACGACUAAAAAAUCUAUUGCUUGUAAAAUUAAAGCCGUUUAAUUUAGCUAUGCAUUCCCCUCCAUUGUUAACUUCCUCAGGCAGAAAUAUUCAAAGGAUUUACUGUGGUGAAUAAGUACACACACAUGAUUACCCUCAUGAUAUCUGUGCGGAUUUGUCAUGGAUACAGUCAUGUGUACUUAUGACCUGUGCCAUGACACCUACCUUUCUGCCAAAGCAAUUAAUUACAAUGGUGUGCCCGAGGGGGGUCACAUUAUGAAUAAACUGACAAAAUAAUACCAGGUUUUCAUUUCUUUAUUUUGAUUCUGUAUGUACCCAAAUAUCCCCAAUUCUGUUUGGUUAUUCGGUAUGUGGUUGGAUCCUUCCUAUUUUUUUUUUUUUCGUGUGAUGGUACAGUAAAAGCUGGCCUUCAAACAAGUUAUAAACAAUAUAUUUUAAUCAGAAUUUAAUUUCAAUAGUAAUAGUGAUAGUAUGUGGUAAAUAAUGUCUGGCUGGUGUUUGUUUUGUUUUUUAACUGCAGUAGAUUAAUACAUAUUAUUAUAGUAUUUGACACUAGUCAUCAAGUUAUCAAAAAACUGUUUUUUUUUGUUAUCAAUAUAUCAUAGAAUAUGAUAUGACUAUAGAGUCUGAUCCAACAUGGCUGCUCAGCCAAAUUUAAAAAAAAAGUAAAAUUUUGUAAAAAAACAAAUAAAAUAAAAAUAAAAAAUCAAUAUACUUUUUGUAUAAAUAAAAAAAUAUCAUGGAAUUUUAUUAAAUGUAAGAACUGUUAAAAAAAAAACCAAAGUGACAAUUUCAUGAGAGUUGUCCUUUAAUGACACCAUUUUAAAUUUUUCUUUUGUUUUGUUUUUUUAGGAUUGUUCUUUCUUCACAAGGAAAGAAAUUCUUAGGUAAGUCAGCAUUCCAUUAACUUUUGAAACGGUUGUUUAUUCACAUAGAUUUGAUCCCUGGACGUGCAUGUUUCACAAUGUUAGUUGCAGCCUGCAGUAUGUAAACCUAACCCUAAACCAAUCACAAAAGAUCAAAUUGAUGUCCCUGAAAUGAAGAUAACGCCAUUCCGUAGUCAUCCUUUAGACCUUGACAUUACCAAUAAAUACCAUGUUAUUGAAAAUGAGGAGAUACAAACUUGCACAUCAUACAUUUUCCAUUAUAUAUUGCGAAGUCAGCUCAGGAUGUAUACUGUCAUCGCUAAAUGCAGAGCAUCAGUCACACUUGUUUAUGGCUUUACUGGGAAAAUUAAGUACUAUUUCAAGGGCAUGUUCUGCGAUUGGCAGACAGAUUGAUGGCAGGUAGCAAGUUGGAUGUCCUCCUAAGUAAAUAUUAGACAUAAGCUCUUCUUGUAGAUAAACAGCCCUGUUAGCAUGUUGCUUCAACAAUCUGUCUCCAUCACACGCCAUCUUCUUGGUUUAAUGAGACAUUUUUUAAGGAUAUAUUCACCAUCAUCUGACAGUCCCGUAACUGUUUGUGUGCAACAAAAAAAGCCACUGUAUCAUCAUCUGACGUGAUACGUAGAUUGUACUGCUUUUUAAUUUUAUGUGUGUCUGCCCACCAACUAGCCGUCUAUAUAGCCAUGUCUAUCAAGGAAGUAGUGUAGUGGAUAAGCAAUGUUAUCCCUUCUUCUGUGAGUUUAAAAUGAGCAUGACUUGGAAUAGGGAACUGGAAGCGUUGGGAAUAAAAAAGAAGGGUUCUGGGUGAUGUAGGGCAAUGCCUUAAUUAAUAAGCUAGGCCUUUAGGUUCCAUCUAAAAGUCGUAAGGUCUAACAUGGUACUGAUACAUUGAGGAAGGGUGUACCAGAAAUGUUCAUGUAAAACAGAACAUAUUAAAGGGACACUAUAGUCACCUGAACAACUUUAGCUUAAUGAAGCAGUUUUGAUGUAUAGAACAUGCCCCUGCAGCCUCACUGCUCAAUCCUCAGCCAUUUAGGAGUUAAAUCCCUUUGUUUAUGAACCCUAGUCACACCUCCCUGCAUGUGACUUGCACAGCCUUCCAUAAACACUUCCUGUAAAGAGAGCCCUAUUUAGGCUUUCUUUAUUGCAAGUUCUGUUUAAUUAAGAUUUUCUUAUCCCCUGCUAUGUUAAUAGCUUGCUAGACCAUGCAAGAGCCUCCUGUAUGUGAUUAAAGUUCAAUUUAGAGAUUGAGAUACAAUUAUUUAAGGUAAAUUACAUCUGUUUGAAAGUGAAACCAGUUUUUUUUUCAUGCAGGCUCUGUCAAUCAUAGCCAGGGGAGGUGUGGCUAGGGCUGCAUAAACAGAAACAAAGUGAUUUAACUCCUAAAUGACAGUGAAUUGAGCAGUGAAAUUGCAGGGGAAUGAUCUAUACACUAAAACUGCUUUAUUUAGCUAAAGUAAUUUAGGUGACUAUAGUGUUACUUUAACUUCAAGAUUCUAACGUUUGUUAAACUUAUUAAAAGAAAGUUUACAAAAGUAAUAAAAGCAGACUAAAUGUUAUAAUAUAUCUAUUGGUCCAUGUUUCCUUUACCUUUACCCACAUGUACACUCCGGUGUAUGAUACUUACUGACUUUAUGGCACGUCUCUGAAUUCCUGCUGUGAUCUAUAAUUUAUACAUUACAAUUGUUUGUUCUGUUUGCAGAUUGCAUGCGAGAUUUUAUGAGCUGGCUCCAAAUAUGGUACCUAUGGACUAUACAAAUGAUCCAGAUGUCAAACUGCCCAUGCAGUUAAUUAUUAAUAUGCCAGAGCUGAUGGUAAGUAUUAACUACUAGGUGUCAUCUCGUUUGCGUUACCCUCUUUGUCACACCAGUAAAAAGUUAAAAAUACUUUUUCUGGAGAAAUUACUUAACAAUAUUGUUAUUUUUAUUAGUGGUAGUAGUUUAAGCUUUUUAUUUUGUCAGGAAAAGAUACAUUAUUAUACCUGCUGGACAACAUUUUUUUUGUUAGUUGUCCAUUACAAUAAGUUGGAAAAAAGUUCUGUCAUCAAUGGAACGACCAAUACAUAGGAAAUAUCAACAAGGCUUACGUCUCCUAAUUUACUGUUGACUAAAUCAAUAUUUGGAUGGAAAAAUUAAUUUUACAUAGAUUCAUCUAUGGACUCCACUUACCUGCUUACCUGUAUAUUUGUUUCCUAUCGUUUAGAAAAUGAAUGCCUUUGAUUGAUUUUAAUGUUACAUAUUUACAUUAAAUCUUCACAAGUUUUGGAUAUAAAUCUUUGUCCAAUUUUUGGGUAUAGUUUCACUUACCAGUUAUGUUUUCAGGUUGUGCCCAUGUAUAUAAACCAAACCGUUCAUCAAUAGUUUUAGGAAUGCUCAGCUAAUUUAAAAAAUAAAAGCUUUUUCUGUAUAAAUAAAGCUAUGGAUUUAUAAAUGACCGUUGGUUAUUUUAAACCUUUUUUAAUCCUUGGUCGGAAAGCAUGAAAAGCAACUCCCGUUAUGGAUUGGGUUUGUAUGUUAAAUCCAAUAUAUAGAAUUAUUCAUGGUGAGCAAAUAACUAGCUAACUAAAGGGUAAAUGUAACUGCAGCAAAAAUGGGUUGGCCACAUUCGUUUUUUUUUCCCUUUCACGAAUGUCUGCUGACAAAGUAAAUGUAACCUUGCGAUACAUUGUUUAGCACUGUUUUAGCGAUUCUGUUUUUCAGCAAUGCUUCAAUUAAACAUAAAUAGCACUAAUAGUGAAAAUUACAAAGAUUAGCAAAAUGUUGGGCAAAAAUACUAGAACUCAUUUUAAUGACAUGUAAGGACUAUAGUAUAGUGGUGGGAAUCAUUUGCUAAGGAAAGUGUUACGUUGAAAGGGGUGUAUGAAAAGUUGUGGGUAAAAAGAUAGGGACGGUGUAGAUGCAAGUCGUAUCUGGAAUGUUCACAGUCUACAGAAUAUUCGGAAGGGCUGAGAAGGCUUAGGAGGGGUACAUAAAUCCUACAUCAACUUGGCAAAGGUUCUUGUCCCUGUUAUUCAAUGGCACAUUGUUUUUCAUAUUUGUAAGCGAUGGAUACAAUUCGAGGUUAUAUUGGGUUCACGUUCCCCCCCAGGCUUUUGGAUAAGCACAUGGGAAUAAAAUGUUCAAAAUGCUUUACUGUGCCUCAGGGUAGCUUGUUGUGUAAACAUAUUCCUGGCUUAUAUAUUUGGAUACACCCUAGCUGAUUCUUGCUCAUCCAGAAAUGCAUUUGCUUCAAUCCAGCUAACUGACUGGAUGCCUUUAAAAAGAUUUCCUGGGGGCAAACAUUCAGAGGCAGUUAGAAUAGUGGAUUGACACUUCCCAAGAUCUACCAACCACAAAAAAAAGAACUAACAUUUAUCAUCACCCUUACUGCCUGUAGUCAUCAAAAUGUAAAGCGCAUCUCAUAUACCGUAAUUAAGGGUAUAAUUUAAAAUUCAUGCUCACUUUAUUAAUCUUGAUUUUUGUCUAAUGUAGUGUUGUGCUUACAUCUAUAUAACCUUGUGCUGUUUGGUUGUUUGGUACCCCAGGACCAGGUUGAGUGGAGCUAUAUAGUGUGGGAUUGAAGCAUGAAGUGAGAAUGAAAUAUGCCUCUGCAUUCCACAGGGUGUCCUAUAUAAGUGCCUCCUAAACUUCUACGACAUAUAACAAAAAACAACCAACUCUUCUUUUCUUUUCAGGAAAAUCCUUUCAAGGAGAGAAUUGUGCAAGCCUUCUCAGAGGAUGGAGAAGGAAACCUCAGUUUCAACGACUUUGUUGACAUGUUGUCGGUGAUGAGUGAGAUGGCACCUCGGGAGCUCAAAGCAAUCUAUGCUUUCAAGAUCUACGGUAAUAUACUGAAAACCUGACAUGAAAGUUAGAUGGUUAAAAUCUGAGAUCUUUAUAGAACCCAGAGAUAACAAUGUGUCCAGAUAGGUCAAGGCCAUUAUUAUUUUCAAUCAGUUGACCUUGAUCAUGAGAGGUUCUCCGUUUAAUGUGUUUGUGAAUCAAUAAGGCAAAGUUAAACUAAUUUAAACUUCUGGUCUUUUACAAAUACUCUUAUAGUUCUUUGUUACCCAUCAAACACCCUAAAGGGUUUUGUUAUGAGUUGGUAUUGGGGUAUGACCAAAUUCCAAUCUAGAUUUUCUAACAUGUGCUGGGGUUUUUUGUUCUUUUCACUCAUUAAGAUUUCAACACCGACAACUUUAUCUGUAAAUCGGAUCUGGAGAAAACACUCAAUAAGUUGACACGAGAAGAACUGGAGGAGGAGGAAGUAACUCUUGUGUGUGAGAAGGUUAUUGAGGAGGCAGAUAUGGAUGGAGAUGGAAAACUGGCGUUUGCAGAUUUCGAGAACAUGAUUUCAAAAGCGCCGGACUUUCUCAGGUAAAUUAUUGUUCCUUAACAAUAACACGCAACACAAACAUAAUUGCUUGAAUUGACCACAGCAAAGGCCAAGUCCUAUUGAUUGUCACUUAAAAAAAAAAAAGAUUCUUAGAUUCUUGGCAAUAAGCAAUUCCACACUAUAUUUUCCGUGAUCUCAGCCAACAGAGCAUAACGUUACAAGAUAAGCAACGUCUGAAAUAUUUACGGCUGCCAUCUGCAAUCCUGAGAGAUCAGACUAGUUUUUUUUAUAUAAAAAAAAUCAUUGGUUUUCAUAGUAAAAGAGUUAUAGUUAUACAAUGAAUAUAUUGACAGUCUGAUGUUAAUUUUUCCCCUUUUCUUUUACAGUACUUUCCAUAUCAGGAUAUGA
Molecule: messenger RNA, 15111 nt
Organism: Pelobates cultripes (western spadefoot toad)
Lineage: Eukaryota; Metazoa; Chordata; Amphibia; Anura; Pelobatidae
Source: the annotation of a GenBank genome assembly